Messenger RNA from Gloeophyllum trabeum ATCC 11539, 1697 nucleotides. Its product is annotated as DNA primase, large subunit. The transcript is spliced from 8 exons. Lineage: Eukaryota; Fungi; Basidiomycota; Agaricomycetes; Gloeophyllales; Gloeophyllaceae. Gene Ontology annotation, cellular component: alpha DNA polymerase:primase complex. The record is from RefSeq and is a predicted model, not a curated record. Gene Ontology annotation, biological process: DNA replication, synthesis of primer. Bases 42 to 1553 code for a protein of 503 amino acids.
UCUCUUUCCUUGUAGCUGAACUAUCCAUCAACGGUCACAACAUGUUCAAAGCCAAGGAGCGCAAGGGCCCCAGCACUCCGCUCAAGUCAUCAUCAGCACAGGUCCAGCUGCAUUCAACGGAGCCCUACCCCCAUCGCCUGAACUUCUACGACCUCCCUCCCAUAUUCGACGUCACCCUCGAAGAGUUCGAGUCCGCCGCCCUCGCCCGCCUCCGCAUUCUCGCCGAAAUCGAGUCCUCCUUCGUCCGCAACCGCUCCUACGACGAGCUCAAGGCCGUCACAAAGACGCAGUGCGACAAGUACCUCACCCUCAACGCCAACUCGGCCAGCACGUGUGAUUUGCAGGGAGAGCGGAGGAGAGACCAUGUCGGGCAUUUCGUGCUGAGGUUGGCGUUCUGCCGGUCGGAGGAGCUACGGAGACGAUUCGUCAAGGCGGAGAUGAUGCUCUUUAGAGUACGUUGGGAUUCAGAUGAUACCCGCGAACGCGAGGCGUUCCUCAGCUCAAGAGACUUCGACUGGGUUCCAGUAGAUGACAAGGAGAAAGAGAUGUACAAGACACAGCUCAUGGCUGUCCCCAGCAACAUCAGGCCGCAGGAUCUCGAGGCACAUUUUAAAAAGGACAAAUACUACAAGGUACGAUGGACACGAGUCCCAGAUCUGGUCGAGAAACGACGAGUGUUCCUCAAAGGCGGGUGGGCCUACGUGCCAGCGCGGGAGCAAUCCAGCAUGGUCUUCCAAGAAUUCCAAACAAACCUCGAAAAGGCGCUCGAGAUGACAGCGAAGGCGCUGCCCCGGCUGGACGAGGACACGCGCCUGCUCCCGAUUCUGAACAACCUCUCGCAGGGCUUCCUCGCGGGCGUCCCGUCCGAGUGGCUGUCGUCCUCGUCGUCCGCGGCGGAGGGCGGCGGGAUCAAGGCGGAGGAGGUGGACGAGCUAGCGCGAAAGCACUUCCCGAUGUGCAUGCGCAAUUUGCACGAGAGUCUCAUGCGCGACAGACACUUGAAGCAUAUGGGGCGGUUGCAGUACGGGCUGUUCUUGAAGGUGCUGGGGCUGUCGAUAGACGAGGCGAUCACGUUUUGGCGGAGGUCGUUCAGCAAGAUUACGGAUGACAAGUUCAACAAGGAGUACCGUUACAACAUCAGGCAUUCAUACGGUCUCGAGGGACGCCGGGCCAACUACCCAGCUAAGAGCUGCCAGCAGAUCCUCAUGCAGGACCAGCCAGGCCCGAACGAGUCGCACGGGUGCCCGUACCGCCACUUUUCAGAGGACAACCUGCAGUCCGCGCUGCUCGCGUCGUACGCGCCGCACGGGCUCACCGCGGCGGACCUGCCGGAGAUCAUGCACACGGUGCGCGCGGGGCACUAUCAUGUGGCGUGCACGCGCGUGUUCGAGAUCACGCACGCGCGCAGCGGCGGCGUGAAGAAGGGCGAGGGCGUCGGCGGCGGGGAGAGCGUCACGCACCCGAACCAGUAUGCGGCGCGCAGCCGGGAGCUGGAGAAGGCAAGGUUGGAGAAGGCAGAGAGCGAGCGGGACGCGAUGGUUGUGGAUGGAUAGGAUGGGAUUUGCGUACUGCAAUGUCUGUGUUGGUUUUGUGACGAUCAGUUGUAUUUUAGUCUUGUGUACGUGGGUGAUGCUGUAUGAAUGUUCUUUUGAAAUAUCAAUACGGUUUCGCGAUCACCAGGACUUGAUUAGGACCGG